CAACCGAAAAGUCGCAAUUUAGUUUUCCCCUUUAUUCCCUUGUGAUGUCCACACUCCACACUCUACAUUACAACCACCGCCACCACGACGCUCUCUCUCUCCUCCUUCAACUUCUACGACGACGCUCUCUCUCUCUCUCUCUCACUCUGGUCUGGUGUGGCCCACCCUGCUAUCUUCAAAGUCAAGCAAGAAUAACUAACAGACAGACACAAACUAAACACUUUCUCUGACACCAAAAUCCCCACUUCACGCGCUUCAAAAAAGUUUCAAACUUGCCCAACCCCACAUCAAUUUUCUUAUCUGGGUCAGCGAGCAAUGUCCGCAAAGAGGCGCAAUCAAAGCGCCGGCAUGCCGGUUCACUCGGUUGAGGAUCUUCCCGGAGCUCCGUUCGGCGACGCGGGUUCGAGUUUCUCCGAAUCGGAGCUCCGGGAGACGGCCUACGAGAUCCUCGUGGGGGCGUGCCGGAGUUCGGGGCCGAAGCCGCUGACUUUCAUAUCGCAGUCGGAGAGGGGGGAUCGGGAUAGGGCGGCGCCGGCGCCGUCGUUGCACCGGUCGCUGACUUCGACGGCGGCGAGCAAGGUGAAGAGGGCGCUGGGGCUCAAAACGUCGUCGUCGAGGGGAAGCAGCAAGCGCGCCGCGACGACGGGGGAGUUGGUGAGAGUGCAGAUGAGGAUUUCGGAGCAGAGUGAUACCAGAAUUAGAAGAGCACUGCUCAGAAUUGCUGCAGGCCAGCUUGGAAAACGCAUGGAGUCAGUGGUUCUUCCACUAGAGCUGAUACAACUGUUCAGGAGUUUAGAUUUUCCCACUCAACAAGAGUAUGAAGCUUGGUUGAGGAGAAAUUUGAAGGUUCUUGAAGCAGGACUCCUCUUGCAUCCUCACCUUCCCUUAGAUAAGUCGGACCCUUCUGCACAGAGCCUCCAGCACAUAAUCCACAGAGCAUUUGAGAAACCCAUGGAUAUUGGAAAGAACGGUGAAUCAAUGCAAACCUUUCGAACUGUUGUUAUGUCUCUUGCUUGCAGAUCAUCUGAUGGGUCUAUUUCUGAGACAUGCCAUUGGGCUGAUGGUUUUCCACUGAACCUCUGGAUCUACCAAACUCUUUUAGAAGCUUGUUUUGAUCUUCAUGCAGAAUCUUCUGUGAUAGAAGAGGUUGAUGAGGUCUUAGAACUCAUUAAGAAGACCUGGGUUAUGCUUGGAAUCAAUGAGAUGCUGCAUAAUAUUUGUUUCGCAUGGAUCUUAUUUCAUCGGUAUGUUGUCACUGGCCAAGUGGAGAAUGACCUUCUGUUUGCAUCCAGUAAUCUAUUGGCAGAAGUUGGGAAAGAUACUGGAGGCUCAAAAGAUCCUAUUUACUCAAAAAUUUUGAGGAACACGUUGAGUUUGAUAUUAAGUUGGGCAGAGAAAGGUCUCCUAGCAUACCAUCAUACUUUCCAUAAUGGUAAUAUUGAAUCAAUGGAAAGUGUUGUUUCUCUUGCAGUAUUAUCAGCAAAGAUAUUAGAAGAUAUCUCUCAUGACUACAAUCGGAAGAAAAAAGAUGAUGUGGACUACACUAGAGUUGAUAAUUAUAUUAGAUCAUCUUUGCGUGCUGUUUUCAUUCAGAAAUUGGAGAAACUGGAUCUCAGCAAGCAUCCAUCUAGAAAACAGAAUAAAGCCUUUCCCAUUCUUUCUGUCCUUGCACGAGAUAUUAUUGAACUGGCUAUUAAUGAGAAAGCAAUAUUUAGUCCCAAACUUAAGAGAUGGCAUCCUCUUGCUACUGGUGUUGCUGUUGCUACCCUCCAUGUGUGUUAUGGAAAUGAGUUGAAGAAGUAUGUUAAGGGUAUUAAUGAGUUGACACCUGAUGCUAUAGAAGUGCUGAUAGCUGCUGACAAAUUGGAGAAAGAUCUGGUGCAGAUAGCAGUGGAAGAUUCUGUUGACAGUGAAGAUGGUGGAAAAUCCAUUAUAAGGGAGAUGCAACCUUACGAGGCUGAAGCUGUUAUUGCUACCCUGGUUAAGUCAUGGAUAAAUAUUAGAGUAGAUAGAUUGGGGGAAUGGGUUGACAGAAAUGUGCGACAAGAGGUAUGGAAUCCUGGGGAAAAUAAAGAGGGUUUUGCUCCUUCUGCUGUUGAAGUUCUACGAAUCAUAGAUGACACUCUGGAGGCUUUCUUUCUGUUACCUAUACCCAUGCAUGCAGAUUUGCUUCCUGAAUUGAUGUCUGGUCUCGACAAAUCUCUGCAACAGUACAUUUUGAAAGCCACAUCUGGCUGUGGUAGCCGUAGUAGCUUCAUCCCAACUUUGCCUGCAUUGACUAGGUGUUCAACAACAUCAAAAACUGGUGUAUUUAAGAAAAAAGAAAAGUCACAAGUGACUCAGAGGAGGAAAGCCCAUGUUGGAACCACUAUUGGAGACAACUCAAUUGAUAUAACCCAGAUGUGUGUUCGCAUCAAUACUAUGCAGCGCAUUCGCAUGGAAUUAGGGGUUUUGGAAAAGAGGAUAGUUGCCAAUCUCAGCAGUUCUAGAUCCACUAAUGCGGAUAUAGCAAAUGGGGUGAGCUUGAAGUUCAAGCUUUCCGCAUCUGCUGCUGUGGAAGGCAUCCAUCAACUCUGCGAGUGCAUAGCAUACAAAAUCGUUUUCCAUGAACUCUGGCAUGUUAUUUGGGAUGGCCUUUAUGUUGGAGAAGUUGCAUCUGCUAGGAUUGAGCCUUUUCUUCAGGAGCUUGAGCAAUACUUGGAGAUUGUAUCAUCUACAGUGCAUGAUAAAGUUAGAACACGUGUAAUUGUUAAAGUAAUGCAGGCUUCUUUUGAUGGGUUUCUGUUGGUUUUGUUAGCCGGAGGUCCAUCACGUGCUUUCUCUCUGCAAGAUUCUGUUAUUAUAGAGGAAGAUUUCAAGUUUCUGACUGGCUUGUUCUGGUCCAAUGGAGAUGGAUUGCCAGCUGAAUUGAUAGAAAAGCAUUCUACCACUGUCAAAGGUGUACUUCCCUUGUUUCGUGCUGAUACUGAGCACAUAAUUCAGCAGUUCAGUCAACUUACUAUGGAAAUGUACGGUUCUACAGCCAAAUCCCGGCUUCCAUUGCCUCCAACAGCAGAUCAAUGGAGUCCAACAGAACCGAACACACUUUUGCGAGUCUUGUGUAAUAGGAAUGAUGAGGCAGCUGCAAAGUUCCUUAAGAAGAAUUACAACUUACCUAAGAAGCUCUAACAAUUGACAAGUAACCACUACUCUGAUAUGCCACGCCUUUCCACCCAAUAUAAAUUUGAAGUUUGUUCGUUAUGUGUUGUGAAACCCUGGCCUAGUUUUUGAGGAUGUGAUUCAGGUAAAGGUGGUACGGUAUGCAUUAUACACUUACUGAUCAACUCUAGGAAAUAUGAUGCUUUAUCAUCAAUAAUGCUCAAAAGUAUAAAUUGUACAGGAGUGAUUCUUUUGCCUUUGCUAAUUUGUUGGCUUGUUUUCAGCUCGUGCCAAAACACAAUCACUGACACCAUGGUAAUACAGAGAAGUAUUUACAAUUAGUUAUUAUUUGUUUUUAUAAUUUCAAAAUUAAUGGUCUAUUUAUUUGUGCUGCAUUGUAAUUUCCCCCCACAAACUACUUCAGCUUGAUCUUGAUCUUGUAAAUGAAAUGAAAUUAUUUAUUUGUGCAACUUUGUUAAUCUUA
Messenger RNA from Glycine soja, 3622 nucleotides. Its product is annotated as protein unc-13 homolog. The record is from RefSeq and is a predicted model, not a curated record. The transcript has 5 exons. Lineage: Eukaryota; Viridiplantae; Streptophyta; Magnoliopsida; Fabales; Fabaceae. The coding region runs from base 316 to 3168 and encodes 950 amino acids.